Medioppia subpectinata is the source of this 680-nucleotide messenger RNA. NCBI's taxonomy places the organism in Eukaryota, Metazoa, Arthropoda, Arachnida, Sarcoptiformes, Oppiidae. The record is from the annotation of a GenBank genome assembly.
UCACGUCUGAAGACAUGUUUCACUCAAAAGAGACGUAAUUUGUGUUCAAAUCGCGACAACAUUUGCAGUGAUUUUGUUGUGAAUUAAACACUGAUUUGAAAACAUGUCAAACAUUUUGAAUACACUUUUAUAUCGAAAUGUUUGGACAAAAUCCAGACAUUUGUUGACAUUGUCUGCAAUCGGCGCUCAAAAUGGAUGCAAACGUGCGAUCAAUGCGUCGUCGAAGAAGAAGGACUCUCACGGCUCUUACGACUCGCACUCUUCGGUUCCCUCAUUUGUUCCCGGAUUUAUGGAUCCGCAGCCCAAAGGACCGCAAACUGUCCGCGAGUUCGCAGACAUUGAGUCCCAAAAGAAUUGGGUGUCCUAUGGAUGGGAUAUCGGGAACCGAGAAGAGGACCGUUUCCUCAAUCGCUGGGCGUUUCUGUUGGUCAUAACGAUCAGCACUAUUCUCGUGCCCUAUAUUAUGCUCUAUUACCCGGACUACAGACUUCACGACUGGUCGACGAGAGAAGCGUAUCUGGAAUUGGAUCGAAGAGAACGGUUGGGAUUACCGCUGGUGGACAAGAAUCUGGUCGAUCCGAACCUAUUGGUGCUGCCGUCGGACGAAGAGUUGGGCGACACUGAGAUCUAUAUCUGAUUGCUUUAGACUUAAUAAAUAUAGCGUUUAAUUGUGUUUAGAA